GGAGGAGCCAUGAGAAAGCUGCGGGGCUUGCAAACUCUUUCUGUGCUGGGGAGGAGGAAGAGGAGGAGGAGGAGGAGGAGGGUGGAGGAAGGGGUGCAUCGCAUCACAUCACGCCCUGCAACUGCUUUGGGAAAAGCAGAGGCUCCGGCUGUGCUCCAGUUUUUUCCCCCUGACUCGGCUCUACAUGUGUGCUGUCAUCAAGUUGCUUCAACGCCGCCGAGGACGCCGCCUGAUUCAGCACUGCCAGAGGCUGCUGAAGAGUUUUACACCACUUUGAUAAACCAAGAGAUUGAGGGAGAGGGAGAGACAUUGAACGCAUCAGUGUUGCAUGAGUAAAAAGUUCAUAUGGGAUGAUAGAUGGAGAAUGAUUCCGGAUCUGUUAAUGCAUUCGGCCUAAAUCCCUGCCCGCGUUCAUCCAUACAGUCCUGAGGAAAAUGCAGAUAUGUAUCCGAGAGGGCGUAUAAUGCAUCCAUGAUCCACAGGAAUCCUGAAUCCUUGCAGCUGAUUGGCUGCUGGCUUCCUGCCUCUUGUUGGGAUGGACCUGUUGGAUAAAAGGACCAUUUUCUAAAGGACUCUUGUGUGUUACACAGAGGAUCAUGCACUGGGGACCAUCCUGCGAGGCGGCACAGCGAGAACAACAACAAUAAAUAAAAGGCCCUUUCAUCACAAGAGACCAUGACGGGGAAACAAGGCGCCGUGCUGUCGGAAAGUUUAAAUCUGUCGGAGAAAACCUCCCUGGGAGCGAACGGAAGGGAUAACAGCCACCAGCCGAAGAGCGGCGCGACCCAUCCGCCGCCCAGGUGCACCGGCUUCGGCAUCCAGGAGAUACUGGGGCUCAACAAGGAGCCGUCCGCGGCCCCGAGGAGCCCGCUGGACGCUCUGCCGGCCGGGGCGCACCUGAUCGCCGCCAGGUCGCUGCUGGGCCCCGCCGGAGUGGGCAUGGGCGUCGGGAUGGGAAUAAUCGGCCCCGGUGGGAUUCCGUCGUUUUACAGCCAGCCCGCGUUUUUAGAGACGGUGCUGUCGGACGCACAAGACGUUCACCUGCAGCCCCACAGCAGGUCCGUGGGGCCGCUGGACACCAGCCAGUCUGCCAGUUCAGACUCAGACGAUUUGUCCUCAAACGAACGAAAAAUCUCAAAGUCGUCAGUAAAUCAGAGCAAGAAACGCAAGAAAAGACGUCACCGAACCAUUUUCACCUCAUAUCAGCUGGAGGAGCUGGAAAAGGCCUUUAAUGAAGCGCACUACCCGGAUGUUUACGCCCGAGAGAUGUUGGCCAUGAAAACAGAGCUGCCUGAGGACAGGAUACAGGUAUGGUUUCAGAACCGCAGAGCCAAGUGGAGGAAGAGGGAGAAAUGCUGGGGCCGGAGCACCGUGAUGGCCGAGUAUGGGCUGUAUGGAGCCAUGGUGAGGCACUCGAUCCCCCUACCGGAAUCCAUCCUCAAGUCAGCCAAGGAUGGCAUCAUGGAGUCCUGCGCUCCCUGGCUGCUCGUCCAAGAUGGCUUACCAAUCAACAGACGCUAUUCUAAAUCUGAAUACCCGCAACUCUUUGCAGGGAUGCACAAAAAGUCAGCAGAGGCAGCGGCUCCCCCGCCGGCUGGAAAGUGCGAUGCGCCCCAGCAGCCGAGCUCUCAGAGGGCGGAGGAGUCUGAGGCGGAGGAGAAGAGGUCAGAAGGCAGGUCCGCCGCCAUUUCUAAAGAGGAACUGCGGGAGAACAGCAUCGCUGCACUCAGAGCCAAGGCACAGGAGCACAGUGCCAAAGUGCUCGGGACGGUUUCUCAAGACAGACUGCUGGAGGGCAAACAGGAGAGACAGGCGGCCGAGGAGAAGGCCGGUGAGCCCCCGAGUCCAGCAGAGGAGGAGAAGAGUCCAUAGAGACUAUCACCAUCCUGAGGACUGUUAUUCUCCAGGAGUGAAUGUAGUCACCUGGCUGCUUUCAGCAUGUUAAAAAAAAAACUCUGUGUCCAGCUCAUUGACUUUCUCUAAACCGGCCCGCAUCUGGACUUCUUUGAGAAGAAAAAACUCAGCCUGGCCGACUCAGCUGAGAGGAUGCAAAUGCACUUUUUUUCUGAUUUACUUCCAAACACACAGUUGUUCAUGCACAGUAGAGAACGUUUAAGUGGGAGUAAAGUGUCAAUAUUGGUGUAUAUAGAUCCCACAAUUAUAUAUAGAGCCAGAUGAGUAAAAGUCUAUCCAUUAUAACAGUUAUAAUGCAUUAGUUAGGACCACAAAUGACCACCGAGCAUUCUGAAGGUCUACGUUUCUAUGUUGGCAUUCAUUUUUUAACAUUGCUCAUACUAAAUGGUGACAUUUGACAUAAGAAUCAUCCCACCGACAGGACUCUUUUAAGAGGAAGAAAGUAAUCGUUGUAUCGCGCUCUGUAUAGUUGAUAUGUUAAUCUCUCUCUCUCUCUCUCUCUAAGGCACAAUUUGAAAGAUGUUUUCUUGUAGUCCUGAGGAAAAAAUGUUUGUGUUUCCAUUUCAAAAAUAUGUAUAA
Messenger RNA from Acanthopagrus latus (yellowfin seabream), 2493 nucleotides. It is a transcript of the gene vsx2, whose product is annotated as visual system homeobox 2. The transcript has 6 exons. Gene Ontology annotation, cellular component: nucleus. Gene Ontology annotation, biological process: regulation of transcription by RNA polymerase II. The record is from RefSeq and is a predicted model, not a curated record. Gene Ontology annotation, molecular function: DNA-binding transcription factor activity, RNA polymerase II-specific; sequence-specific double-stranded DNA binding. Bases 676 to 1872 code for a protein of 398 amino acids. NCBI's taxonomy places the organism in Eukaryota, Metazoa, Chordata, Actinopteri, Spariformes, Sparidae.